Molecule: messenger RNA, 7763 nt
Organism: Hypanus sabinus (Atlantic stingray)
Lineage: Eukaryota; Metazoa; Chordata; Chondrichthyes; Myliobatiformes; Dasyatidae
Gene: spag17
Product: sperm associated antigen 17
Exons: 57
Coding region: 232-7407 (2391 amino acids)
Biological process (GO): axonemal central apparatus assembly; epithelial cilium movement involved in extracellular fluid movement
Cellular component (GO): axonemal central apparatus
Source: RefSeq, a predicted model, not a curated record
CUGGGAGUGAGGUGAGAGAAGUUCGUUCCGAUAUCGGAGUCAGGCUGAGGGCGAGGGGAGCAGAAACCGGAGGGUGCGGUGCUCAGGCAGGUGUAUGGAGUUUACAAGAUGGCAGAGGGGAAUUUAAAUUUAAAAUAUCCACUCUGACUUGUAUCUUCAGCUGUUCAGCAGGCAGAUCCAUAUUACCAGAAAAGUAACUGAGUGAGCAAAACAAACCAGAAAAAACAAAAGAUGCCUCCAAAGAAAGAAAAGUCUCCUAAAUCAGCAAAGAAACAACAGCUGGACUCCAAAGGAUGGGAGGUAGGACUGUUAGCAGCUCAGAUUGAAGAGGACCAGUGGAAGCCAACUAUUUAUUUUGCAGUUGGUGAGAAGCUAGAGAAUGAGGUAUUCCUUGAUGCUCUGUCGGCAGCUAUCAAUGUCCCACUGCGUAAACUUUUCAGCGUAAUUUCUUGGAAAGGAACAAUGAAGCAGAUCUCUGAACUUGGAGACCCAAAGAAACAGAAGGCAAAUGAUCUUCCUAUGUUUUAUGAGAUCACAGAAGCAGCAUGGGCAUUGCUGGAUAAAGGAGAAGAGAUUCCACUGCCAUUGAUCUGUAAACUGAUCAAGUUCCAGAUCUUGUGCAUUAAACAGAAAGACCUCCAAAAAAGGAGGUUUGAAAAUAAACCCACGGGGGAAGCAGAGGCAACAGUGUUACCAAGUGCUGGCAAGAAAAAAACUGACAAAAAGUCUGCAGGCAAAGCAAAAGGCAAAGUAGAAAAGAAAUCUCCUGAACCACCAGUUGCCAAAAAGACUACUAAACUAUUAAAGCGGGGUGAAGUGGAGGUUAUAGAUAGAUGCAUAAAUGAUGAACCAGAUGAUGGUCCUCAACACUACAUCAUAAUACAAGGUUUUCAGAAUCUUCAAUUCCUACUCAUGUUGGGAGAACUCGGAAUUAAUAUAUCUGCUGUAAUAAGAAUCAGUUAUGAAAUGAAUAAGAAUAUUGUGCAGCUGGAUAUUGAUGAAUCUGAGAUGCAACCCCCUCAUUCACCCGAAGCUACUGAAGCAGAGAAGCAGCAGAAAGAGGCAGCUAUCAAAAGCCUGGAAUUGUUUUGGAAGUACCUUGACCCUGUUCUGAAUAGUGGAAAACCUGGAUCUAAACUCUUUGAUAUAGCCAAACUCCAGUAUACAGUGAGGGAAAGCAUGUUACCAGAAGAAUGGAAUGAUGAUGCAAAGCUGGAGCUUGGUACAGCGAUAUUUGAAGAUAUUGCCAGCAUGAUUUAUGAUUGUGAAGACUGGAAACGGCAAUAUCAGAAUUAUCUGCACAAUGUCAAGUUGAUUACUGUCCCUGGAGCUUUAAAAAAUGAAGAGAUACUUGCACUUCACUCUUCUGUCAGCAGGAAGAAACUUUCCUCAGCCAACUUAGCAUCUUAUCUUGAGCAAGAUUCUUCAACUUCACGGGUUGAUAUGAGGUACUACAAUGAUCUAAUGAGCUUAGUGCCUUUGGAGAGUCUCUCUGUGCCUUUAAUAUUACACUGUAUGCUGGAACAGGUUGUUGCAACAGAAGAAAGUCUAACUCCUCCAAGUGAACUUGCUCCUAAGCCACGGAAAGAUGGACUGGAUCAGAGUCUGGCAGAUCACUUACUAUCUUCUGUGGUUAGUCUCUGCAUGUCUGAAGAUGAGAAGCAGAAAAUCAUUAGAGAGCUUAAGAAUCCACAACGCAUGCCCAUGAAUGAGCAUUCUGCACAUCUAACAUUUUACAAUGUAGAGGGAAAACAGAAUGACAUAAUAAAAGGAGAUGAGCCACUACCAAAUGAAGAAGGUGCCAAGCCAAAACAAGAUAUACAGCUACCUGUGUUUGAGGAGGAGAAUCAGAAAGUAAUUGAAAUGGGCAAAUAUGAACAAAAGAGGCCAUAUGGAAAGCAGCCCUUGCUCCUUAAUCUGCAUGACACUAUGACACAGCGGACUCAUCAUCUACAGGUAAUACAUGGCUUUGAUCCUGCUAAAGUUGAGCAGGAAAUGAUGAAGAAGUUACCAAUAACAAAGCUUCUUAAUUUUACUCCCCCUUUGCCUGAGAUUGAUGAUAAACGACUGGCCAGUAUUCAAGAUCUUAUGUACUAUUGUACCAGUGAAAAGAUAACAAGUUCUGAGGUGGAAAGAGCUUUCAAGCAAUUUUUGUUUGAAAGCUUGAAGCUCACUAAAGUGGAUGAGAAUGGAGAAUUGGAAGAAAAGGAAGACACAUUUGAAGAAAAUUUUAAACUGACAUCUAUACCCUGGGAUGACCCUGUCAGCUUUGCAAAAGAAAUGAAAGAAAUUGCUAAUAUCAAGAAGAUUGAUGCACAGAACAAUAAUUCAGGGUACAUAUUGACCAAUGUCUCAGAAGAAUCAGAAACAUGUCCUCUAAAGUUUAAUAGACAAAAUUCUAGGAAAUGCAGCAUGUCCUGUAAGGAACCACUUUGUUCAGAGGAAGUUGUAGGUGCUUCUGAAAUGGUUGAGGAGCAAAGUAGAAGAGAGAGUUUAACUGAAAAGAAUAAAGCUGAAACUCUAAAGACUGAUAUAAAAGAGAUAGCAAAGCUGCAGCUCCGAUCACUGAUGGAAUGGUGUUAUGCUGAGCAGCAUGAUCCAAUUGUUCUGUCACAGGUUCUUCAGGAAGCUGUGCCAUUUUAUAGAUGUGUGGAUACCUACUAUCACAGGCAAGACAACUCCACACUUCUGGUCUUACAUAAUCCCAUGAAUGAACAACGCCAAUGUAAGCAAUCUUGGAAAACAGCCCUGCACUCUGAUGUUGGGUUCAGAUAUUAUUUGGAGUAUGUUGCUUCAUUAAUCUCAGACUGGGUGGAAGAAGAGGAAGUCAAGUAUCAAGAGGAAAUGGCAGCUAAAGAGCUAGAAGCCCAGAAAUUACAAAUAACUCCAUCUGAAGUACCUGUAGAACCUGUAACCAUUUCUGAGAAACCGAAGAAAGGGAAAACUGCUUCAGGAAGUAAAACUCAAUCAACUACUCCAGGACCUCAAUCCAAACCAGAAACAAUUGUUGAAGAAGAAGAUAAAGAAAAAAGUAAUGAACCUUUCAUGCGUGAAGGGUCACUUAAAGCUUGGAAGAAAGAACAGGAAAAAUUGAAAGAGGAAGACCAGAAAAAAGAUAAAAAAGGCAAGAAAGAGAGGGCAGAAAGCAAAAAGAAGGAAGGAAAGACACCAUCUGUGGCAUCUAAAGCAACUAAAUCAGCAAAAAAAUCAGCAAAGCAGGACACUAAAUCCACCAAAGAGCAAGAAACAACGUCAGUGAUUCUACCAGAAGUUGAACAACCAAAUGAACCAAAGGAAGAAUUUUACAAGUUUACUGGCUACAAUUUUGGAAAUGAUUUGAUUCAGGUAUCUGGAGAAAUCAAGUCUCUUUUUCCAGUUGAUGGAGGACACAUUCAAGUGAAAAUCAUAAACUUUUUACAUGGUUCGACAAUAAUUCAGGUAUGUCUAAUGAAGGACAAUCAUCAUUUCUUCACCUACAUCACAGAUCCCAUAAAAAGUUUGGAUGAAAACAAAGUUGUUCCAACAGAGAGAAAACAGUCUGAAACCAGUAAGGAAGAGGGAGAAAGGACAAAGUUUUCUGUCAGCAAGUUUGAAUCAUUCUCAGCUGUCCUUGAUGAUGGAAUAAUUUUAACACUUAGUAAAGAUGGUCCUGAGAAGGAACAGAAGAAAGUUGAAGAAGAUCCAAUACUAGCUGAAAUUUUGAAUAUGCCACCAGUGCAUGCACCUACACCGGCUCCUGUUACUACUCCACCACCCACUGCUAAAACAGAUAAAUCCUCUAAGAAUAAAAGUGCUCCUUCAGGAAAAGGGAAGCAUAAGAAGGAAAUUAUUUCAAGUGCGCCUGUAGAGGAACCACACCAACCAAUCGAAGAACCAAAGGUGGAAAUUCAACAGCCUGAGCUAGUACCUGCACCAACCCCAGAAAAUGUUCCAGAGCCUCCAGUGUUCUUGCGAUUGAAUGCAUGUUCUCCAGAUGGACUGUUGACAACAUUCUUCACAGAGUGCUCCAUUGGUAUUAACAAUGAAGAUGAGUGUGAAGAAAGAAUACUGCUGCGUCAGAGUUAUCCUAUCAAAACUAAAGGCUCCCAACCCUGUGAGGCAGCUCGGAAAUGGCCUGCAAUGCAGGAAGCAUCAAGAGUAAUUACCCUCCAGGGAACUGUGGUAAAGUACAUGAUGGAUGGAUCUACUGAGAUUCUAUUUGCUGAUGGGACUGUGAGCAGAAGUCCAGAUUCUGGUCCCAUUUCCAUUCCACAACCAUCUUUAGUAACAAGAGAACAGCCUGAGAUGAAAGAUCAAGAACCAAAGAAUGGGAAAGAAUUAAAAAGAGCCCUAAGUGAUGAAGGAAAUAAGAGAGGAAAGCAUGGUGAUGUAGAUCAAUCUGCACCAAAAAAUGAUGCAUCUUCUGCAGUAUAUCCUCUACCUGGUACCUGGAUAACUACCACACCAAUUGGGUUAGUUAUAGGAACAAAAGGCACAGAAAAGUUGGAUACAAAACCUAUCUUAGUCUAUAAAGCUACGGAUCCAGGAACAGGAGAAAUAAUGAUUACAAGACAGGACAAGGUAGUUACUGUGUUUGGGAGUGACAACACCAUGGUGGAGCAUGCUGAUGGAACCAGGAUUACAACAUUCUUUCAGGAUGUAUCAAACCCAGAUGACAAGAUGCAAGAUGAAACUGAGGUAAUUCCAGAAAAGGUGACCAGGUGUGUUAAAUGCAUAAAGGUGGAGUGCAUGGGAUUUGCCACAGUUUUAAUGAACUGGGAUGAAUGCACAUGUUCUGCAGUAUUUGGAAAUGGUACGACCAUCAUUGCCAAUCUUCAGGGCAUGUACCAGGUUUUUCCAGCAAGUAUAGGGAGUCUUUUAAUUGACCAGGAUGGAUGUGCUCUAUACACAUCGGGAACUAAUAAUGAUAUUGUAAAACACCCUACUAUCAUUCCUACAGAACUUCAGCCUGGUGCUUAUUUUAUGAAAUGUAACUCACCAAUUAUCUGUGAGGUCAUGGAUCCUGAGGGAAAUUAUUUCCAGGUAAUGUUAGAUGGGAAUAUAUUUGCUGCAAUCCACAGUGACAAACAAAAGAGAAAGGAUGACCAAAGGAUUAAAGAUGAACCCAUCACUUAUACCAAACAUGCCCCAAGAUUGUUUAUUCUGCAUGCCGAUGGCUCAGGAACUGAAUUACUACGAUCAAGUGUUGUAGAAGAAUACAUAUAUCAAGCAUCCUCCAAUUCAACUACUGCAGUUUUGAAAGAACAAUUGCCAGAAUAUCCAGGUGUAUUGGGUAUUACUUUUCUCAAGCCAUCCACCAGGGAUGUUGGAGCACGCUGGCUUAUUAAGAAAGAUACAGCUGAUAUUAUUCCACCUAACCUUCAAUCAAGAAAAUGGAACACUUUUCCUCAAAGAGAGUGCAAGGUACCAGGGCCUCCUAUUGGCAUGCAGCCCUGUGAUCAACAAGUACAACAAGCAGAAUCCCCAUCUCCAGCUGUAUUAAAGUGUCCUGCGGUUCUAGAAGUCCGUCAGCUUUUUCAACAUGAGCCCAUAAACACAGAAAUGCAAUUGAAAAUACAGACCUGCCUUAAGGAAUACAUAGAACGUGUCCUGCAGAAGGAGCAAGUGUUAAAUGAAAUGAGGCUUAAGGAGCCACGUAAUGAAGAAGAGGUUGCCCACGCUGCCAAUCUGCUCAAAUUGGUUCUGUCUUUACCUGAUGAUGAGCUAUGUCAAAUGGAAGAGAAGGAAGCAAAUAAAGUUGAUGUAGCUUCAAUUUAUGAGGAGGCUAUAUCGUCCACUUUCCAGAAUGUAUCUGAGAAGUACACAUGUGAAUGGAUUGAAGCAGACUCAGAGAGCAACCAAAAAUGUAUCUCUGCAUCUCGAUGGCCACAAAUAAUGGAACAAUACAGACAGGAGCUUGAAGCAGAUAAAGCCUGCAGACUAGCUUUGAGGAACAUGAUAGUCCCACCAUAUUUUCUUUCUGAGUUGGACCAGGCUUUUGACACACCUCAGAACUAUGAUAUGGAUUACUUACAAAGUCAGACAAUGAAGAUACAAGGUCCAUCAGCUGAUUCAGGCAUGGAGGUUAUUAAUAGCCCAAUAUACCCAGCUUCAGCUCAUGGAGUAGCAUCAGACACAUGCAGUUUCAAAAGAAGCAGCCUCACACAGCAGAUAGUGACUUCUCAGCAUCAGUAUCCAGGUCCAGAUGUGACUUACAGUCCAACUCCAGAUCCUGGAAUGCAUUCAGACACAUGUCCUCUGAAGAGAAGAGAAAGUUCAUCACAGCAGGCAAUGAGCUCUCAGCAUCAGUAUUCCAAACCAGAUGUGGCCAACAGCCCAACGUACACAAAUCCAGUUGAUGGAAUGGGGUCAGGCGCUUGCAGCCACAGCCCAACACAACAGAUAAUUACCUCUCAAUAUCUAUAUUCUAAGCCAGAAGUCAAUAAAAAAUCAACGCACUCAAGUUCUGCUCAACAAGCAGAGACAGACACAUGUAGCAUCAAAAGAUCUGGUGGCCCAACACAGAAGGAAGUGUUCCCUCAAUGUCAGUAUUCCAAUCCAGAAACCAUCCUGCAAAGAAUUACUGAACAAGACUUGACCUCCCAGAAACCGAACAACCAUUGUUCCUUGCACAAACCGCUUUCCAUUCCAGUAAAUGAAUUGAAAGACAUUGGGACAAUAAAUGGAAUGGUGGAAUACAAGCCAGAAGAGUUGCCAGGUAAUGAAAGUAACAUCAUAUUCCACAAAAGCCUGGUAAUUGAUGCUGCUAGCCAGCCAAGGAAAGAGAAAGUCAAACUUCCUUCUGCUAUUUUGAGCUCAAAGCCUUUUUCACAACCUAAUAAGAAGUUUGCAGUUCUAGAAGAACCAGUCAGAAGAAAAGUCAAUACUGUUUCCAUUACUGGAGCUGUCGCGAGUGGUCUGUUAAAGGAACCAGUACGAGGCUUUGAGUUGUUUCCAAGGAAAAUGAAUUUUGGUGUCCUACAAGAGGGAUUCACUUAUGCCUCAACUGUUUCACUGAGGAAUGUCGGAAUAGACUCAUGCAGAUUUCGAGUGAAGCAGCCACCACCUAGCACGGGGCUCAGAGUGCAUUUUAAACCAGGACCCGUAGCAGCAGGUUUGAAAACUGAUUUGGAAGUUGAGCUUUAUGCCAUGGCAAUUGGUUUGGAGCAUCCUGAAGGAGCAGGAUAUCUUUGUCAUUACCUAGAGAUCCAGACUGAAGCAGAUGAAUUGUUCCUUCCCAUAACUGCAACAGUUUUAACAGAAAAUGUUUACAAGGAAAGACCAGAGGAAUUUCCAAAGGGUGGAAAGGCUGCAGGUGUGCGACUGAUCUGUACUGAGCCCACCUUUCGCAUGGACAUCAUGCGUCCUCGUAGACUUCUGUCAACAGCUAUAGAUCCAGUUGAUAACUGCAUUCCAUGUGAAACCUGAAGAUUCUAACCUGUUGUGAGAGACAAUUUUCAUUAUGAGCCAGCUUUCCAUUUUUAUUAAUCCACCCCACCAUUUUAUUACUUUUCAUUAAAAAACAAUUACUGCUGUGUUAAAAAAUAAGAAUUACCCCAAAUUUUGCAAGAACAUUUUAAGGGAAAUUAUUUUAUCGUCUAAACUUUGUUCCAAUCAAUAAUAAAGUCAAGAAAAUUUGCUGAAAUGUCAACUUCGUUCUUCCAAAAGCUGAAGUAAUUCAAUUUGUUGCCAAGGUAUUUUAAAAGUAUGAUGUUACUAACUGAAAAAAUACUCAUGAUCAACUUAUUUGGGAAAUAAAAUAAAAUCUUCUUACCAUAACUUGU